Messenger RNA from Nymphaea colorata (pocket water lily), 753 nucleotides. Its product is annotated as F-box protein At2g02240-like. The record is from RefSeq and is a predicted model, not a curated record. The transcript is spliced from 2 exons. Lineage: Eukaryota; Viridiplantae; Streptophyta; Magnoliopsida; Nymphaeales; Nymphaeaceae. The coding region runs from base 32 to 517 and encodes 161 amino acids.
UCUCCUUUCUUCUUGCGCCCCUUUAGCUGCCAUGGCCGUUUUCCAGUCCUUUGUCCUGCCUCCUAAGUCUGUUUGGGUUUGCUGGGCUGACAACUCUAAUUACUGGAAGGUGUCUCCUAUGCAGAACUCACGUUAUUCACAGAAAGCAGAGCUCUUGGAGGUCUGCUGGCUGCAGAUCCGGGGCACAUUUGAUACAGCAGCACUCGACAAAGAUACCACAUGGUCAAUUGUGUGUCUUCUUAAACACAAUGAUUCAGCAACAGGUCUACACACACCAGCGGAGGUUUCUGUCUCACAGAAAGAUGGGACGACCAUCUGCAGCCGGAAGGUGCAUCUGAACCCCGGCAGCGUCGACCUGAUACAACAGGAAGGCGAGGAAUGGCUGGCGCUUGAGGUGGGGAGGUUUCAGCCUGCCGGCGUUAGUCGCGAGAUCACUUUUAAUCUGCUGGACGGCACCACUCACUGGAAGACUGGACUCGUGUUUGCUGGGGUGGAGAUUCGUGCUGUCUCCACUUAAUUAGUCAAUGGACUUAUAACAAGUGGUUAACUUGUCUACUGUUCUGUGCCGUGGCAGUGUUUGUGUGAUGGUAAUAAAUUAAGUGGAUGUGUAGGUCCACAUUGUCUUAGCUUUGUAUUUCAUAGCGUAAGUCCGGUGGUGGUUGUCUACUGUUGGAUUUGGAUUUUGGGUCCUAGUCCAAUUGUCCUUGUCUAUCUCAUGUCUUGUGUUGUUUCCAGAGUAAUUAAUAGAGUGGA